AUGACUCCGCCAAAUUUCUAUGAAGGAAAUAUCUCUGCGAUAUCGUUUACGCCUCGUGACUAUCAAGUAGAGCUGUUAUCAGCUGCCAAAGAACGUAAUAUAAUCAUCUGUCUCACUCAAAACUCUGCAAAAGAAUUCUGUGCACUUAAAUUAAUUCAAGAACUGAGUCAUGAGCUUAGAAACAAACCAAACAAGAAGAUCUCGUUAUUCCUUACAAGCAGCCCGUCAGCAUACAAUCUCAUAUAUUAUCUUACUGACCUCAAAGUCAUCAAUUUAAACGACUUAAACGAGGAUCUUAUUGAUUGGGACAAUCUCACAGAUUAUCAAGUUGUAAUUCUUGAAACGCAGCAAUGUUUGGACGCUCUUAAAUGUUCCUAUCUCGAUCUUAGUUGCGUCAAUCUUAUAAUUGUUGAUGAUUGCCACCGUCGAACAAGAAAAUCUGACAUUACUGAAAUCUUUUUAAAAUAUUACAAGCAUUGCAUAGAGAAACCGAAAAUAUUUGGAUUAGCUGGACCGAUUCAUAAUGCGCAAUGUGAACCAGGAAGACUUGGUGCAGAGUUGGAGCAUCUCGAAUCAUUAAUGAUGGCAAAAGCUGAAACAGCGAGCGAUAUUGUCACAGUUCUUAGAUAUUCAUUGAAGCCAAUUGAAAUUCUUGCAGAAUGUAGUGCGCCGAAAGAUAAUGAUUUAGCAAGUUACAUAAGAAAUUUGAUGCUCACUAGAAAAGCUUAUAUCCUCGAUCACCGCUAUGAUCCUUCAGAAAUUUAUGGUGGAGAAGAAUUUAAAGACGAGCUUGCAAAUAUUCCAGAUCCAAAAGAUGAACCAAUCAAAUGCAUCGAUGAAUUUCUUUUUAUACUCAAUGAGCUCGGAGUUUAUUGUGCUGAUAAAGCAGCUUUGAUGUUGUUGAUGCACAUUGAAAAGCAGAAAGUGAAAACUCCAUAUGAACGUCAUUUUUUAUUGUUGUGCUUAGUAUCGACAACUCUCAUCCAAGUUCGUUCCUUUUGUGACCUAGCAUUCCAAGAGAUGAAAACUGAAAAGGAGAGAAUUGAAACUUACAUAACACCGAAAGUAUCAAGAAUCCUCGAAAUAUUAAAACUAUUCAAACCAGAGAAGUCAAAUCAUCAUCGUGAGAAAGUUAAGAAAGAAAAUCAUUUAGAAAAUGAUGAAAAGUGUCAUUCGUCAGCGUGUAAAGAGUUACUUAAAGAUUUAAGCACUGAAUCAAUCUCUAAAAUGAUGACAACAGCAUCGGAAAGAAUCGAAAAGAUUGGCGAAGAUUUGGAAAACUUGAAAGUAUCUCUCAAUAAAAUAACAAAAGAGACAACACCGUCAUUGAACUCAGCACCAUAUCAAAAGAAUUAUCGUUAUAAUCGAUUUAAAAAUCGCCGACGUUUCUUUCAUAGACCUCGUCAUCACAACAAUCAGAACGAAGCUGAAUCAUUGUGCGGUUUAAUAUUUUGUGAAUUGGUUAUUACAACCAAAACACUUUUCUGCUUGUUCUGUGAAGUUUCACGACACGAUCCUGACUUAAAAUUUCUUAAUGUGCAAUAUACAAUCAAUAAGACUGCUGAUCCAAUUACUGAAUCGAAAGAAGCUGAAGCAGAACAUCGGAAACAAGAAGAAGUUUUAAAGAAAUUUAGGAUGCACGAAUGCAAUCUUUUGAUCAGCACAGCUGUGCUUGAAGAAGGUUUUGAUCUUCCAAAAUGUAAUCUAGUCGUACGAUGGGAUUCCCCAAAAUCUUAUCGUAGUUACGUUCAAUGCAAAGGACGUGCCAAAGCUCCAAAUGCACUUCAUGUUAUCAUGAUUGCACCAGGAAUGAAUGACGACUUACAUCAAAGUAUAAUGAGCGAGGAAAUUGGCAAGAAAAAUCAUAAAAUGAUUUGUGACAUGAUUCGAUAUGAAAAUGAUGACGGAAGUGACGAUGAAGAUGACGAAAGCUAUGAAAUGAAAAGCAUUUCAAGUGAAACAUCAGAUGCUUCAAUAAAGAAAUGUAUUGUUGAAUCUAAUGAAGGUGAAAUUGAAGAAAUAACAGCAGUUGAUUAUUACGAGUCAGUUGAAGCUUGUAGCGAAAGAAUGAUUGAAAGGUUGGCUGAAUACAUGGAAAUUGAAAAGAUGUUGAUAAGAAAAUGUGAGAAUAAAGAACCACCAAUGUAUGAGCUAAGUCAUGCUGACAAGUAUGCAACUUUAAUUCAACCAUAUCAACCAAUUCGAUCAUCAGACGCACCUCAAGUUAAUCUCUCAACUGCAAUUUCUCUCAUCAACAAAUAUUGUGCGAAACUUCCAUCGGAUACUUUCACCAAACUCACUCCCAUUUGGCGUUGCUGCAAGAGCGAAAGGAAUGGCGUUCAAAUGUUUCAAUACACACUUCGGCUUCCCCUCAACUCUCCAAUGAAACAUGACAUUGUUGGCAUUCCAAUGCCAACACGCACACUGGCAAGGAGACUUGCUGCUUUGAUUGCAUGCAGAAUUCUUCACAAAAGCGGUGAGCUUGAUGACAAUCUUCAACCAAUUGGAAAAGAAGGUUUCAAAGCAAUUGAAACUGAUUGGGAAAUGUUUGAAUUAGAUAAAUGUGAUGAAGAGAUUUCCGGUGAUAACAACAGCAGCGAACCAAGACCAGGAACAACGAAACGUCGUCAAUACUAUUACAAAAGAAUCGCCUCCGUGUUUUCAAAUUGUCGUCCCACGACUUCAACUAAAGCUUAUCUCUACCACAUCACAAUGGUCCUUCAAUGUCCUAUUCCUGAAGAACAGAACACAAGAGGAAGAAAGAUUUAUCCCCCUGAAGAUGCGCUUCAAAGUUUUGGGAUUCUCACCACAAAGAAAAUUCCUAAAAUAUCAGCUUUUCCCAUCUUCACACGAUCAGGAGAAGUUAAAGUGUCAUUGCAGUUGAUACGAGAAAGUGUGACAUUGGAUGUUGAUCAAUUAGACAAAAUUAAUAAUUUUAUUAAUUACACAUUCACAAAUGUGCUUCGAUUACGAAAAUAUUUGAUGCUUUUCGACCCCGAAGCUUACGAGAAUAGCUUCUUUGUGAUUCCAGUAACACGAAAGAAGACUGCUGAUAAUGAUUUGGAUAUUGAUUGGAAGUUUCUUAAAUUAAUUCAAGAAAAUGUUAACAUGACGCCACAAUUUGUGAGUGAUGAUGAGCGAAGUAAUCAAACAUUCGAUCAUAAUAAAUUCCGAGAUGCUGUUGUCAUGCCAUGGUAUCGAAAUCAAGAUCAACCGCAAUAUUUCUAUGUCGCUGAAAUUUGCUAUCAUUUGACACCAGAAAGUUCAUUUCCAGGUGAAAAUUAUUCAACAUUCCGUGAAUAUUAUUUUAAGAAAUAUAAUAUUGAAAUACAAAACAAGAAGCAACCGCUGCUUGAUGUUGAUCAUACAAGUGCAAGAUUAAAUUUCCUAACGCCACGAUAUGUGAAUCGAAAAGGUGUCGCGUUGCCAACAAGUUCUGAAGAAACAAAACGAGCUAAACGCGAAAAUCUUGAACAGAAACAAAUUCUUGUUCCGGAAUUGUGUACAGUUCAUCCAUUCCCUGCUUCACUCUGGAGAGCAGCAGUUUGCUUGCCAUGUGUUUUGUAUCGGAUAAACGCAUUGUUAUUAGCUGAUGAGAUAAGAAUGGAAGUUUCUGUGGAUCUUGGACUUGGUACAUUAGAAGUGAAAAAUGAAAAGUUUAUAUGGCCAAUGUUGGACUUUGGUUGGACUCUUGCUGAUGUUUUGAAGAAGACACGUGAAGCUAAACUUUGUCAGACAGAUUCGGAAGAAUUAGAUGAAAAAAGGGAAGAAAGCGAGAAAGAUGUGGAGGAAGCUAAGAAGACGGCGAAUGAUUUGUUGGAGGAAGGUGAUCAGAAAGCAAGAAAAGGUCAUUUGUUAGAGAUUGGAACUUGGUCGAAUGAAAUGGCAAAAAGUUUCGAUAAUGACGAAGAUGAUGAUGAGAAUCUUGACAUUCUUCCAAGGAAUCUUGAAUUGUGUACAAGCAGAAAUAUUCGCUACGGUUCACCGACAUCGUGGAACAUCAAAACUCAGAAUGGUGUAACGAAAACGAAGCAAAUGGAAAAUGUGUAUCAAUCAGAUUCAGAUGAGUUUCUAUCAGAUGAUGAUGACUUUGAAAGUUCGAAAGAAGAAGACGAAAAUGAAGAUGAUUUAGAUGAGUACGGAUUGAAGAUUGAGUUUAAAAAUGAUCAUUUAGCGGAGGCUGUGGAAACUGAAGAGGAAAUUAAACGACGACAAAGGAAACUGGAUUUUAUCAAUGAAACGAUUGCGAUUGAAAAACAUUACGAACUUGUGAAAAAUCAAACAAGUGGAUUCGACUUUAUUGAUGAAUCAAAUUUAUCGGAACUUGAAGAAAAGAUUGAAAUGCAUGAACUAAUGUUUGAGAAAUCAACGACAGAAUUAAAAGCGAUGAUUAAAUCGAGUGGAGUUUUAAUUAAACAAACUGAAAUUAUUCCGACAAAGAUUCGCCAAGCUUUAAAGAACGAAAUUGAUUUAUCUUCGAGUUUUGAUGUUGAAGUCUUUGAUUUGAUUCCAUAUUUGGAUCGAAAUGAAGUGAUGACAGUGAUGGAGCAAGAACAACUCACAAUUGAUGAUCUUUACGAACUCAAUUUAAUGUACGAAGAAAGACAUCCAGAUGAAGAAUUUCAAGUGAUAGGAUGUGGUGAUCUCUUCGAUCGAUUUUCAGAUGGUAACAAAUUGGUAAUUACGGAAAAUAAAGAAAAAGUUAUCAAGUUGGCAAUCAGAAAUAAUCUCGAAAAACUCAUAAAGUUGAAGGAAGAUGAUGAUGACAAAUUAAAACGGAUAAUGAAUCCAAUACCACUUGACCCUUCUCCUGAUCCAUCCGCUUUUAGUUUCGAUUAUCAACCAGAUCUUUGUGGCCAUCCAGGACCGAGUCCAAGUAUUAUUCUUCAAGCACUGACGAUGUCAAAUGCCAACGAUGGCAUAAAUCUUGAGCGUCUUGAAACAAUCGGUGACUCGUUUCUUAAAUACGCCAUUACAACUUAUCUUUAUUGUACUUAUGAGAAUGUCAACGAGGGGAAAUUAAGUUACUUACGAUCAAAGCAAGUUUCGAAUUUAAAUCUUUAUCGUUUAGGACGAAGGAAAAUUCUCGGCGAGUCAAUGAUUGCAACUAAAUUUGAGCCACAUGACAAUUGGCUGCCACCGUGUUAUUUUGUUCCGAAAGAACUUGAACAAGCACUCAUCGAUGCAAAAAUUCCUGUUUGCUAUUGGAACCUUGCCGAUCUUCCCGAUAUCAAGAAACUUUCAAGUGAUGAGAUUUGUGAACUUGUAAGAGAACGUGCUGAAAAGUUGGGAAAACUUGAAGAUAAUCUCGAAAUCAAUGGUGAUGAAUUUCAAGUGAAAAUGCAAAAUGAAAAUAUUCAAACUCCUGUUCCACUUCCAAUGAACGAUGAUGAGCCGACGACAGUUACUGAGAAUUAUCCUUGCUUCAUUCCUUAUAAUCUGGUAACACAACACAGCAUUCCAGAUAAGUCAAUAGCUGAUUGUGUUGAGGCUUUGAUUGGAGCAUAUUUAAUUGAUUGUGGUGGUCGUGGUGCAUUGUUAUUUAUGGCAUGGCUUGGAAUUCGAGUGUUGCCAAUCAUUAAUGUACCAGUGCAAGUAAAAAGAAUUCCAGGAAGUACAAAACCAUUUGAAGAAGAUGGAAUCAUGAAGCAAACUCUUUAUGGUCAUUGGAUUCCACCUAAAUCGCCGUUACUUCAUUGCAUUCCAGACGCGGAGAAUGUCUUAGAACUGCUGCUCGAUGGCUUUGACGUGUUUGAAGAAGAAUUAAAUUAUAAAUUUAAAGAUCGUUCAUAUUUAUUACAAGCAAUGACACAUGCGUCGUAUUCACCUAAUCGAUUAACUGAUUGUUAUCAGCGAUUGGAAUUUCUUGGCGAUGCCGUACUUGAUUAUCUCAUUACAAGACAUCUCUACGAAGAUCCAAGACAGCAUUCGCCUGGUGCUUUAACUGAUUUAAGGUCAGCUCUAGUCAAUAAUACGAUUUUCGCUUCACUUGCUGUGCGUCAUGGUUUUCAUAAAUAUUUUCGUCACUUAUCGCCGGCAUUAAAUGAAGUCAUCGAUCGAUUUGUGAGAAUUCAACAUGAAAAUGGUCAUAAUAUAAGUGAAGAAUAUUAUUUAAUGUCGGAAGAUGAGUGCGACGAAGCUGAAGAUGUCGAAGUUCCGAAAGCACUCGGAGAUGUCUUUGAAUCUGUUGCUGGUGCAAUUUUCCUUGAUUCGAAUAUGUCACUCGACGCAGUUUGGCGUGUUUACUUCAAAAUGAUGGGCCCGGAAAUAGAACAAUUCAGUUGUUCUGUUCCAAAAUCACCAAUUCGAGAACUUCUUGAAUUAGAACCAGAGACAGCAAAGUUCGGAAAACCCGAAAAACUUGCUGAUGGACGACGCGUUCGCGUGACCGUUGAAGUCUUUGGAAAAGGAAUUUUCCGUGGUAUUGGACGAAACUAUCGAAUAGCAAAGUGCACAGCUGCUAAAUGUGCGCUAAGACAACUAAAGAAGAAUAACAUGAUAAACAAAAGACAUUAAAUCAAGUUUUUAAUUUUUAGAAUCUUUUUUUAUUUUUGUAGGUAUCUUUAGAUAGAAAACCAAGUAGUCUUGAGGCAUUUAAGAUGUAAAGUAACGAAACUUUUUAUGAAAUUGUGACAUUAAAUAUGAAUUUCUCUUAAACAAACAAACAUAUGUUGUCUUAUCAUUCAUUAUCAACCCCGGUAUUCCCAAGAACAGAUAGGAAAAAGCAAAACA
Messenger RNA from Clunio marinus, 6732 nucleotides. The record is from the annotation of a GenBank genome assembly. NCBI's taxonomy places the organism in Eukaryota, Metazoa, Arthropoda, Insecta, Diptera, Chironomidae.